AAGUUUUCGGACAAUUUUUGACAAUCAAACAUAAUAAGAUGAGAUAGAAAGCGUCAAACAGAGGCAUAUAAAGAAUAAGAAGUAUUUUGAUAUGCAACAUAAGUCGUCUUACGUCUUAGUAAGAAAAUAAUGUAAGUAUGCUCAGUUUAUUAAUGACUACGGUCAGUAAAGGAGCUUGUUUAACUGGAAUACUCGUUUGAAUAAUAUUCUGGAGAAGUCAAUUCGAUUUUUUGUUAAGCCGAAGAUGAAAUAUUAUUUGUUUUUGAUUGUUUUUUUUGUUGGUAUCGAGCUUGGAAAGGGCAUGGAAGAUACAGGAGAUGCAGAUCGAAGAGUUAAUAAGCCAAUUUGGAAUGAAACCUAUGUCGAUGCAUUGAAACGUGACUUGUUAAUGUCAUACGAUAAAUUCGCACGGCCCACGCAGCACCACAACACCACAAAAGUGGCACUCAAUCUGAAAAUUAAACAUGUCGACUUUGAUGAAGCCACAUCGGAUUUCACUGUUUUUGCGUGGUUUAUCAUGAGUUGGAACGAUGAAAAACUCAGAUGGGACCAGUCGCUGUAUGGAAAUUUGACCAAACUCAGUUUGGCGCAACAUGAAAUCUGGCAGCCGGAUAUUACGCUGUACAACAGCAUUACGCAUAACAUGGACUACUACGGGACGGUAAAUUGUUACGUUGAACCAGAUGGAAAUGUAACUUGGGUGCCACCAGCGACAUUCAAGACAUUUUGUGAUUCGAGUCUUCGGUAUUGGCCAUUUGACAGCCACAAAUGCACCUUAUUAUUUGGAUCUUGGAUAUACAAUGGCAAUGAAAUCGACGUGGUGCCGAAGAAAACCGAUUCACAUCUUGAAAUGUUCAUUGAAAACCCGGAAUGGGAAGUAACAGACGUGAAAGUGGGACGUAGUGUAAACUUUUUUGCAUGCUGCCCAGAACCAUAUGUAGAUAUACAUUACAAUAUUACAGUAAAUCGUCGCUCAUCGAUAUACCAUACAGUGAUAUUGGCACCUGCAUUCGUUGUCAUUCUACUUACCCUACUCACUUUUUGGCUACCGGCUCAAUAUAGCGAGAAAAUCCUGUUGAACUGUGUCACGGCACUGAUUAUCGUGCUGUUCUUACUCUAUUUUUCGCAGAAGCUUAAUGUAAUGGCAUCACAAACUCCUUUGAUUGUUCUCUUCUACAGCCAUACACUGUACAUGGUGUGCUUUUCAACAUUGAUUUCAGUAAUUGUGAUAAAUUUAACGCGAUUGAAAUAUCAGAGAGCCUUACCAUGGAUCAUCAAAAAGUAUUUGGAUGGAAAGUUGGGCGAUAUUUUACUACUGGAUCACAUUAUCGAUUCUGAGACUGACCAACAGCGCCGUGCAUCCGAGCUCCGUGAACAUCCGUUCGAUCAGCAUUUAUUAAAUGACGAACAGCAAAUCAUUCAGCAAUGUCGCGUUGGAAAGGGUUCAUUGAGAAAUGACUACUUGAAAUUGGCCACAGCUGUGGAUAGAAUAGCUUUCAUCGUAUACUUUUUCCUUUUCACAAUUUUUGGUCUAGCUUAUUCGAUCUGAUCCGAUUUUUACUCAGUAAACGAACCGAAGAAUCCAGAAAUCAUCAUCCGUAAGAAAUAGAAAGAGAACUCAACAAUACUGAUGAAAUAAGAACACUGGAAUAGAAUAGUGAACUCGUCUACUUCACAGAAAUUAUCCAAAAUCAUUUCACACUUGAAAAAUUAACAUUUUCAGUGCCAUUAACCUGA
Molecule: messenger RNA, 1737 nt
Organism: Sitodiplosis mosellana (orange wheat blossom midge)
Lineage: Eukaryota; Metazoa; Arthropoda; Insecta; Diptera; Cecidomyiidae
Product: acetylcholine receptor subunit alpha-type acr-16-like
Exons: 6
Coding region: 245-1549 (434 amino acids)
Biological process (GO): regulation of membrane potential; signal transduction; nervous system process
Cellular component (GO): postsynaptic membrane; neuron projection; synapse
Molecular function (GO): acetylcholine-gated monoatomic cation-selective channel activity; transmembrane signaling receptor activity
Source: RefSeq, a predicted model, not a curated record